Molecule: messenger RNA, 810 nt
Organism: Daldinia vernicosa
Lineage: Eukaryota; Fungi; Ascomycota; Sordariomycetes; Xylariales; Hypoxylaceae
Product: cytidine deaminase-like protein
Exons: 2
Coding region: 79-639 (186 amino acids)
Molecular function (GO): catalytic activity
Source: RefSeq, a predicted model, not a curated record
CGAGGGAAUCUACAAUAGGCUGUUAGAUUGCAAUUUUAAGAGAAAUACGGCAGCAUUGAAUCCUAUGCGCAAUUGAUAAUGGAGACGGAACGUGGCACAGCGGCCGCAUUGAUCCCAACUCUUUUUCCAGAGCGCAAACCAAUGACGCCAGCACAGAUCGCGGCUGGCAUACAAGCAGCGCUGAUAGUGCAGCGCCGCGCAGUGACAUUCGGCAAGCGACCUUUUGCCGCAGCACUGGUAGGACCAGACAAUGACACGGUGCUACUGACGCACCAGUCCGUGGACCAGGUCAACCAUGCUGAGAGCGAGCUGGCCAGAUUGGCAUACAAACAUUAUACCAAAGAGUUCUUGUGGCAAUGCACUCUCUUCAGCACGUGGGAGCCGUGCGGAAUGUGUACGGCUACCGUCUACUGGGCACAUAUCGGUCGCAUCGUCUUCGCGGCUAGCAACGACCAGUUAUACGAACUGACCGGUCCGGGCAACAAGGAGAAUUUUACUAUGGACUGGCACACUAGGGACGUUUUAAAGGGGUGCCCGCAGAAGGAUAUCGAGGUUAUUGGACCAUUGGAGAAAGAAGGCAAGGCGGUUGUGGAAGAGAGCAGUAUAUAUUGGAGCAGGACAAGCGCUCAUAGUGGCUGAGCGUCGGCUGACUGCUGUUUGGCUGUUUAGGGCUGAAACCGAGAUUCCUAAUAGGGCAAAAACAAGCCUAAAACGGUAUAUAUGAGAGACGAUGAAGGCUGAAGGCGCCAGACGUAGGAAUAGGGGUCACAGCCAACAUACCCUGUGACGUCAGAUCAUGUUUGCAAAACU